Colletotrichum higginsianum IMI 349063 is the source of this 1737-nucleotide messenger RNA. RefSeq names its product Major facilitator superfamily transporter. The transcript has 5 exons. The record is from RefSeq and is a predicted model, not a curated record. Lineage: Eukaryota; Fungi; Ascomycota; Sordariomycetes; Glomerellales; Glomerellaceae. Gene Ontology annotation, molecular function: transmembrane transporter activity. Gene Ontology annotation, biological process: transmembrane transport. The coding region runs from base 1 to 1737 and encodes 578 amino acids.
AUGGGUUCCGCAGUGGAUGAAGAGCAAAAGGUCACUGAACCUCAGCCGCUUGUCCCUGGCGGAGAUGCAGACCGCGAUUCCGCCGCCCAGUCGGACGGGGACUCCGGAGAAAGCUUAAGUGGUUUUCGUCUGAUAUCCUGUCUUUCUGCGCUUCUCAUGUGCAACUUCGUCGUCUCUCUGGACAUGACGAUUCUGGCAACAGCCAUCCCACGCAUCGUUGAAGAGUUCAGCAGCCUCGAAGACAUCGGCUGGUAUGGAUCAUCCUUCUUCCUCACCAUCUCGGCCUUUUCCCAGUUCUGGGGCAAGGCCUACACCUACUUUUCCCUCAAGUGGGUAUUGAUGACAGCCAUCGUCAUUUUCGAAGUUGGCAGUCUCAUCUGUGGUGUUGCGAAGAACAGUCCGACCCUCAUCAUCGGACGUGCAAUCACGGGAGCAGGCGGUGCCGGAAUCAGCAACGGUUGCUACACCAUCAUCGGCGUCGUGGCCAAGCCCGAGAAGCGCCCCGCUUACACCGGCAUCUUGGCGGCCAUGUACGGGUUCGCCGCCGUCAUAGGGCCGCUGAUCGGAGGCGCCUUCACCACGAACACUCUGGCUGACCUUUUGGGCCCGCGAGCGGGCGUCCCCAGCUUCUACCUCAACCUGCCCAUCGGCGGCAUCGCAGCCUUCAUUCUCCUCUUCGUCGCUCGCCUCCCAUCCUCCAAGAUGGUCAAGACAACGACAAAGGAGGCGCUGCUCAACAUGGACCUCGUCGGCGCAGGACUCAUCAUGGCGGCUUUCGUGUGCUACCUGCUGCCGCUCCAGCAAGGAGGCACUACCAAGUCCUGGAGGUCGCCAACCGUGAUAGGACUGCUCGUGGGAUUCGUCCUGCUCCUGGCCCUCUUCACCGUCCAUCAGCUGUGGCUGGGCGAGAGGGCCAUGAUGGUACCCCGACUGAUGAAGCAGCGACGCAUCAUAUCGCUCGCCUUGUUCAACCUGUUCAUGGCCGGCUCUUUCUUCACCUUUGUCUACUAUCUCCCAAUCUACUUCCAAGUCAUCGGUCACUACUCGGCACUCGGCAGCGCAGUACAGAAUCUGCCCCUAAUUCUCGGGUCGACCGUCUUCGGCAUCGUGGCCGGAGUCCUCAUGGUCCCGGUCGGCCGCUUCCACAUCUUCCUGAUUUCCGGGGCUGCCCUGGUCGCCGUUGGCGGAGGGCUCACUUGCACCCUGCAGGUGGGCUUGGACACGGGGAAACACGUCGGGUACCAACUGCUCGUCGGCGUGGGUGCCGGGCUGUGUCUCCAGGUACCGGUGAUGGUUGGCCAAGCGUUUUCGCUGCCAGCGGACGUCGCCAGCACGACGGCCAUUCUUUUGUUUUUCCAAACGAUGGGUGGCACGAUUGUGAUUUCCGCCGCCCAAAGCAUCUUCACCAACGGGCUCGUCAACGCUCUGAACGCGGCCGGCUUCCACAACACUUCGUUGGUCCUCUCGAGCGACACGGCCCACCUCAGCAGCGUCCUCACCGCGGACGAGAUGGCUGUGGUGUUGCCGGCUUACCUGACGGGUCUCCGGAAUGCGUGGGCCAUGGCUACGGCCUGCGGCGGGGCAGCUCUGCUUUCAAGUGCCAUCGCCAAGUUUGAGAACAUCAAGAACGUGACGCCGCAGCAGAAAGACGCCGUCGCCGAGACCAAGGAGGGCAACAAGCAUUCCGGAUCGUCAACCCCUGACGAGAGUUUCGGUGAGAAAGGAACAAGCGACUGA